AUGUACCUACGUAGUUUUGUUUGCGAAGCCCAGGAGCUUCUGGGGCUCGAUGCCGUCGAACCAUACGGCCCUCGCAUGAUGGGCGAAACUGAGCAGUCACCCCGAAGACGUCACAUUCUCUCCUCUAUCAACCCAGAGAAACCUCGAAGCAGCAGGAGGAGGAGGAGUCAGUCACCAAACCUCCGGUCCCCAGUUGACGUCAGGAGAGAGUCCUCGCUUGAUGCGACACUAGAAACAGAGAGCGCCAGCGCCCAUCUCAGCGAUGGCGGGAAGGAUACCACAGCUCCAAGGCGUUCCCGUCUUCGGCUGAAGGAUCGUCAGAGAUCCUGUCGCAGCUCACGAGACCAGCGUCGACAUCGGCAUCGAGAUCAUGACCAAGAUAACGCGGAGGAGGAGGAGGACUACAGGCGAUCGCGUCGCCGUCACCACCGACACCGUCGACAACAUCGCUCACCUACACCACAAAACCCUCAUGAACCGGAGCCUUUAGACCCUGAAGCGGCGUUUCGAGAAUCCCUAUUUGAUGCCAUGGCCGACGAUGAAGGUGCCGCAUAUUGGGAGGGCGUAUAUGGCCAACCCGUCCACGUUUAUUCCAACGAGCGUGUAGGACCUACAGGACACCUAGAGCAGAUGACCGAUGAAGAGUAUGCAGCCUAUGUAAGGCAGAAAAUGUGGGAAAAGACGCACGCUGGUCUGCUUGAAGAGCGCGCUCGUCGUGAGGAAGCAAAGAAACGCAAAGCUGAAGAGGAUCGCCACGCGCAGAAACUGCAAGAGGACAUGGACCGGAGCAUACGUCGUGGCGAAGAGCGUAGAGAACGUCGACGCUGGGCACAGCGAUGGGAAGACUACACAACCGCUUGGACAGAAUGGGACGGCACACCUGUAACGAUAGCUUGGCCAGUGGAAGGCGGUCAGCUGGAAGACAUUGAAGAGGCGACAGUGCGCAAGUUCUUUGUCAAUGGAUUGAAUCCACAAGAUAUCGGGGAGAAGGCCUUCGUAGCUAAGCUCCGGGAAGAGCGUGUACGAUGGCAUCCGGACAAGAUCCAACAAAAACUGGGAGGAGAGGUGGACAGUGCUACCAUGAAGGGCGUAACCGCCGUAUUCCAAAUCAUUGAUAAGCUCUGGACGGACAGUCGUCCGAGGACGUAA
Molecule: messenger RNA, 1149 nt
Organism: Fusarium coffeatum
Lineage: Eukaryota; Fungi; Ascomycota; Sordariomycetes; Hypocreales; Nectriaceae
Exons: 3
Coding region: 1-1149 (382 amino acids)
Biological process (GO): canonical NF-kappaB signal transduction
Source: RefSeq, a predicted model, not a curated record